Molecule: messenger RNA, 1995 nt
Organism: Coniosporium apollinis CBS 100218
Lineage: Eukaryota; Fungi; Ascomycota; Dothideomycetes
Exons: 2
Coding region: 1-1995 (664 amino acids)
Cellular component (GO): nucleus
Source: RefSeq, a predicted model, not a curated record
AUGGCCCGGCUACGAACGCCAGACGAGAGCGACGACGAGUUGCCAGAUAUUCGAGGCCUCAUCCUGACAGCCAAGGCGGAGAAAGAGACGCGGACUCCCUCGCUCAAGGGAGACACUCGAAACAACUACGCAAAUACAAGAAUAGAUCCUCGGAAAGCUCGAGUUAAGGCAGAAGAAGAAGAAGACCGGGUCCCGACAGCGCGAAAGCCAGCAAGACUUGCGGACAACGCAUCCGCGAAUCUCAUCUUGAAGACACCACGCGCAAGAGCUGGAGAGACGCCGGUCAAGCGUCAGCGGGCGUUAAAGGCUGCGCAGCCGAAUGCGUUGUUGCUCCCAAUCUCCUCUGCGAUUGCGGAGGCGCCAAGUGCAAGGAAGAAGAGAGGGGAAACGGUGCGGCCGCAAGCUAUCAGGCACACGCCGAGACGGGCGGUCAAGGAAGCUGUCGAGUACCGUUCAGCGGCGCCGUGUUCGUCGGACUCAGAGCAUGAUAUCAGCGAGGUUACCUGGUGUGGAUCCGAGGAGAGUGAGGUGGACUCCGAUGUUGAGAAGCGCUGGCGGAGCAGCACAAAGCCAGCACGAACAACGGCACGGGAGACUUUGCAAACCACCCCCGCCACAGAUUCUCGCGUCUUCGCGGAAGAUGGAGGCCCAAAGCCCUCCACACUCUGGGAUAACAUAAUUGAUCUUACAACUCCAAGACCCGCGAAGGCAGCCGAAACUUCCCUUAUUCAACCAGUUCCACAACCGUCUACCGCAUCUCGACCCUCGAGCUCCUCUUCCACUGACCAGGCAGCUAUCCUCCACUUCUCCCCACCGCGCCUAAGAUCCCCUCGAAAAGCCCCACCACGUCCCUCAACACCACCGCCUCCAAACAGCCCCCCAAGAAGCCGCCUCACAUCGCCGUCCAAGAAGAACCGGAUACCGCAACGGCAAAGCCUCCGCGAAAGCAUCGACGCCUUCUGGAGUGCCGGCGUCGUAAACGAGUGGAACGACCAGUACUCUCCGCGCAAGACCCUCCAGCCACCCAAGAAGUCCCGGAACCGUCUACCGGAUCCCGAUCUCGACGACGACGAAGCCGGCCAUACCACCCCCUCAACCCGCUCGCCCGCCAAGAAGACCCAAAGCCCGACCAAGCGCACCAAAGCCGCCAUCUCCGCGCGCAAAGCAUGGGAGGCCGAGAAAGUCUCCCUGGCCGAGUCCGCUAUCAGAGAGCUAGACGACGCCGUGACCCAAGGCCGCAUCUCCGCCCUCAGCGCCGCGACCGGCGGCAUCAGGAUCGUCUGGUCCAAGAAACUGAACACGACAGCCGGGCGCGCGAACUGGCGGCGCGAGGGCACGGCCACCAAGCCCUUCGCCGCUGAGGCAGGAGGCGGCACAGCAACCAAGACUUACAUCCAUCAUGCUACCAUUGAGUUGGCGGAGAAAGUAAUCGACGGCCCAGACCGCCUCCUCAACACCCUCGCCCACGAGUUCUGCCACCUCGCCACCUUUAUGCUCAGCAAUGUGCGCGACAAUCCUCAUGGUAAGGAGUUCAAGUCCUGGGCCGCGAAAGUGGAGGCAGCGUUCCGAGGCCGCUACCCCGACCUCAAAAUCUCCACGCGCCACGCGUACGAGAUCGAAUACAAGUACGUCUGGGAGUGCGAGGGCUGCGGGACGGAGUUCAAGCGGCAUAGUCGCAGUGUUGAUCCGGCGAGGCAGAGCUGUGGGGGGUGCAAGGGAAGACUGGUGCAGGUGAGGCCGGCGCCAAGGAAGGCGGGAGGAGGGAAAGGGGAGUAUCAGAUUUUCGUUAAGGAGAAGUUCAGGGCGGUGAAGAAGGAGAAUCCGGGGUUGGGCGUGUCGGAGGUGAUGGAGGUGCUGGGGAGGAUGUAUCGGGAGAGGAAGGAGGCGGGCGGGGCGGAUGUGAGAGCUGAGGGGACUGGAGAUGGUGGAGCUGUAGAGGGGGAUGGGCUGGAUGCGGUUGUUGCACAAUUGGAGGUCGUUACUUUGGAUGAUUGA